Messenger RNA from Anarrhichthys ocellatus (wolf-eel), 3289 nucleotides. RefSeq names its product POP4 homolog, ribonuclease P/MRP subunit (gene pop4). Lineage: Eukaryota; Metazoa; Chordata; Actinopteri; Perciformes; Anarhichadidae. The coding region runs from base 105 to 782 and encodes 225 amino acids. Gene Ontology annotation, cellular component: ribonuclease MRP complex; ribonuclease P complex. The record is from RefSeq and is a predicted model, not a curated record. Gene Ontology annotation, biological process: tRNA 5'-leader removal; rRNA processing. Gene Ontology annotation, molecular function: ribonuclease P RNA binding. The transcript is spliced from 7 exons.
GGAAGUGAACUCGUGUGAGAAUCAAAACACAUGUGGUGAACAGUUUUUCUGCAGUUAGAAAGUGUAGGAUUUCCCACCGUUUUCUUCGUGAAGUCGGCGAAAACAUGAAUAUGGACGAAGCGCUUGUUCGAGCCACCAUUCCUCAGGAUCUGGUGAAGGUUCUUUGUGUUGAGUCUCGGACCAGAUAUAAAGCCGAGGCCUUCACCCAGGCGUUCCUGAAGAACAGCAUUAAACCGAACUCGCACCAUAAUCUGAAGACCAUGCUGACUCACAAGGCGGUGGUGCUGGGCUACGCCAGGCCCAAGAAGGACAAGUCCAAGAGGAAGAGCAAGAGAGCCAAAGGACUCAAUGCUCGGCAGAAGAGGGCGAUGAAGAUCUUCCAGAUCAAGCCUGAACACCAGAGAUACGAGCUCUUCCUGCCUCUGCAUGAACUCUGGAGACAGUACGUCAUUGACCUGUGUAACGGAUUGAAACCAACGUGCAGUCCACAGUUUGUGCAGCAGAAGCUUCUGAAGGCAGACUUCCACGGUGCCAUCAUCACAGUGGUCCGCUCUAAAUGCCCGUCAUAUGUCGGCGCCACAGGGAUUCUAGUCCAAGAGUUUAAACACAUCUUCAAAAUUAUCACCAAAGAAGACAAACUGAAAGUGAUCCCGAAGAGGAACAGUGUGUUUGCAGUGGAGGUCAACGGCUUCGUCUCGCACAUCUACGGGAGCAAGUUUGAGCAGCGAGCCAGCGAGCGCUCCGCCAAGAAGUUCAAAGUGAGAGGAACCAUCGACUUGUGAGGUGUCACCACAGGACGCAGCAUGAUGCAGAGAGGCAUCAUCAGACUCCUACUGCCUUCUACUAGAAGACACAAAGAACUGCAACAACGGUGACCGAUGUGUCGAAGAUGCAUUGAGGUCAUCAAAAAUUAUAUUUCAGUUUUUGGUUCUGUUUACACCAAACCGAAUAUGGACGACUUUCACAAAUAGGUGUCACUUUAUAUUAAAGCCGAACUCCACCAUAAUGGCACUCUCAGUUUACUUGUCAUGGGGAGUACUAAUCAGCCAGUGAUAACAGCUGUAUAAUGUCCUCUGUGUAAGUAGCUUUGUCAAGUCUGAGAAAAUAACCCUGCUGGUGUUAUCAGGAACCUGAAAUUGACGUGAGGCGAUCAGCUAAAGAGGAGACGUCUCACUCUGUUGGAGUUGUGGGAACUACAGAAACACUCAGACUGAAGCGUGGUGUUACAGAGCGGAGCUUCCUCUGCUCCAAACGUCUUUGGCUGAGUGCAGAGUAGACACUGGCUCCAGAGACAGUAUUUAUUUAUUUAUUUUCAACCUAAUGUUUCUGAAAUUAAAUGCAUACUUUUUUUUAUCAUUUAAAAUUGUAUUGUACUCAGGCCUUUUUACGGCUGCUUCACGUUGAGACAAAAAAAAUGAAACUCAAACGUGAGAACUGAAGUUUUUUUUUGUUUUUUUUAAAAUUAAUUUUAAUAGAAAAACACGAUAAUUAAUCGUCAAACGUUCUCGACUCUUAAGUUUCAAACAACUGUUUCAGCAAACUAACUCUCAUGCGCUGCUCUGAAUAAACUGUUGCUUGAGUGCAUAACAGCAGUGAACCAGUCUCAGUCUUUAGCUCUCUGUGUUCUUUUUCAGACGUCUGCUCGCAGUGGAGUGAAGGAGUUUCUUUAGCUCUCGUUAACGGGUGCCAUUGAGCUGAUUCAUGACAUUUAAAGCGUAAAAAAUUAGCUCAUGUAGGCAGCCGGAUGGAGAAAAAUUAGUUUUAUUAUUUAUCGGGUAUUGUACAGAAGAGAACAAAGCAAACAUUUUGUUGUAACCACACAAGUAUACUGCACUCUUUUGUAACAGAAAAACGUGAAACAUGGCUGACUAUAAGCCGUGUAUCGUUGUCUGUGUAGUUAUCUGAACUCCUUCACCUGCUGCUGGGGAUGCCCAAGCAACUGAGUGCACGUUUUUUUCUCUCAAAUUCCUGGUUGUUUCCCAGACUGCCUCCUUUUCGAGAGAACCAGUCCAACCAGAUAUUGACACGGCUGACUUGGAGCAGUGUUUGCUUUGACAGAGCAGAAACAAUUUAUUUUUCUUUUCUUUUUUGCUGUUGAAAGAUAACUGUGUGGGUUUGCUAGAAAGGCGUACACACACACAGCGGUUUUACUCGGAUCAGAUUAUCUGAUUGAGAUUAAGACUGCAGAAUCCAGACUUUUCAGGUGCAUUGUGUGAAGAAAGACGAGAAUACAUCUCAAUAUAAUGCACAUAUCAGAAAGCCCCCUUUGCAACGCUCCUGGAGUACAUAAUGGAAGUGUUGCCAACGUGUAUUUUAAGUAUUGUGCAAUGCCAACUAACGCACCGAGAAGCCGUGUAAAAAAAGCUUCCUACCGGUAAUGUUUGUUUUUGUGUAAGAAUGAGGGUGGCAUCAAACUUUGGCAUCAGUUUCUUUCCUUCCCACCCAACGCCACUCCAACUGCUUGGCUGAGCAAAAACCACACCUGUUUGUGAAAUAUGAGCUCUUGUCUGUUUUACUCUGUAGUUUCUGGUAACGGUUGAAAAGAUCCCACUGCUCUUUGUUUUUUCACUUUUGUGUCUUACAAAUAUAUUUUGUGGCCACUAAACAGGUUAUUAUGACGUGUAUAUACCUCAAUAUCACAUAUUGUUGCCGAGAUGUUUAAAAAGGUGUAGAAUGCAAGUUUUUAGUCCGUCAGAACAUUCCCACCUGGAAGUCAAAUAGAUUCAGUCAAAUGACUGAUGUUAUAAAAUUGGCACAAAAGAAAGUUAUUUUGACGUACAUAAUACUGAUUACAUGUAAUCAGUUACUGCCCAACCAUGGAGAAAACACUCCACCUAUAUUAUUAAAGCAUCUUGUGACCAAAAGCGAUCCUGAAAGAGUCCUCAGCCGGGGCCACAACACCUCUGCGCUUCCUGACACCAAAGUAAAACACAAAGCGAGCGAUGGUGUUGACACCGUCUACUGAUCUUGCUGACAGUUUGCUCAAUUCUUUUUUUAUCUCCUUAGAUGAAAAUCUCGCGAACAAAAUAAUCCAAACAAAGAGUGCUUCUCAGUUAAUAUUCUUCAAGGCCAUUAUUUGAAUUCAUUCUUUUUGAUCGCUAAAUGCUAGAAGCAAAGUCUCUAAAGUCAUCGUUAUGAAUAUGAAAAGCUCCCAUAAAGCUGGUGCAGAUGAAGUCUGGAGCAAAAUUCCAAUAGCUAUUAUGAAUGAAAUUGAGCCUCCUGUUUACUCUGUCGACCUUGCUGUACUUUGUGUCUUUAAGUCUGGUGAUUAAAAGAUGAUGUGCACAAA